CACUUCUACCACGCAACAUAAAAUAAAGCUGGCUAACUUAUAGCAAACAUUUUUUAGAUAACGUGGUGAAUGAAUGAAUGAACAAUAAAUAAGCAGAUUUUGUAAAUUAUCAUGUUUAGUUUCGUCGAUUUUUCUCAUGAUCCAAUGCGAUGGUGAAUUCUAGUAUCUUCAAUGUUUCUUUGAUUAAAUCCAUGUUAUUCGAUGUUUCAAACGAGGUCAUUUGGUACCCACAAUUGUAUUUUUGAGUGUUCGGUCGUUUCGUCCCAAAGCAAUGAAUUUCCAUCAAUAAUAGAAAUUUAACUUUUCCACUAAUAGGCUCUGCACACUGAGCCCAUCCCGGGGGAAUGGUGGGAUUUUUUUACAGAUGUGAAACUCCGAUUCACACUACCACCAUCCACCAUCCGUCAAAAACAGCUGAUGCCAAUAACAAGUUCAUUAAAUUUGCGCGGAAGAUUUAUUAAUUCUUGGUUAUUAUAAUGGAUGAUGAAGAUAUAGCAAUUAUUUCGGCUGUGGUUGCACAGCAAAAUAUUUUCUUGCACCAACUAAUAAUGUUGAAUAAUGAUGAUGACUUUAACUUUGACGAAGAUGAGAUGCUUGACUGGGUAACUGCCAUAAAAACACAAAAGCCAUGAAGGUUAUGGUCGUUUAAGCGGUUCGGGACAUUUUGGUAGAAAGAUGUACCAGAAAACAACGAGGCGUUUUUCAAAGAGAGUUUCCGAAUGGAGAGGCCCUGCUUUGAUAUUUUAGUGAAUCGGCUUGAAGUGCUGCGAAAGAAGGACACCAACUGCCGAGCUGCAAUUCCUUUGGAAAAGCGCAUCGCCAUUGCGCUAUACACUUUGGGCUCGUCCUCUGUGUACCGAACAGUUGGCAGGCUUUUCGGUGUAGCUCCAAACAGUGUGUGUAAUAUCCUGCACGAGUUUUGCAGAGCACUUAUCGACGAGUUUUCGAAGGAGUACAUGUCGCCCAAUUACCUAACUUCCGACAAAAUUGAUGAGUGCGUAAAGGGAUUCGAGGCAAUUGGGUUUCCUCAGUGCCUAGGUGCGAUUGAUGGAUGCCACAUCGAAAUAAAACCACCAGCAGCUGAGGCAGUAGACCACCAUAACUAUAAGGGCUGGUAUUCCACAGUCUUGUUUGCCCUAGUGGAUUAUAGAUUUACAUAUAUAAAUAUCGGCUCUGCAGGAAGGUGCAAUGACUCGAUGAUAUACCAGAAGUCAAGCCUUACAAAACAUAUCGAAGCAUCGGCAUUACUCCAAGAGAAAGCCAAGGAAAUAAGCGGAGUAAACGUCCCUGUAAUGUUUAUCGGGGACUCGGCAUAUAGGUUUUCUAAAAAGCUGAUGAAACCUUACCCGUUUUCCACAGUCGCCUCUUUGGAACAGCGCACGUUUAACUAUAACCUUACCAAAGCUAGGCGAGUGGUGGAAAAUGCAUUUGGGCAUUUAAAAGCCAGAUUUCGAAUAAUCGGAUAAGGACUUGGUAGCCACCACAAAAAUAAUAGCGCCAUAAUAAUGAGCUGUUGUAUUUUACACAAUAUAUUGAAUAUGCACAACAGCGCGAUUAAUGAAAAUUGGGAGCUUGCAACAAAUGAGCAGCGCGAACAGCCCGAUACCAGCAACAGUUCUGCUGACUUUAAUCAGUCAGCAGAACAGAUACGAUCUGCAAUCGCAAAAUAUUGUGUAGACCGUAAUGAAAAUUAAAAACUUAUUUAUUUUUAUUUUUU
Messenger RNA from Drosophila pseudoobscura, 1717 nucleotides. RefSeq lists its product as uncharacterized. The transcript is spliced from 4 exons. The record is from RefSeq and is a predicted model, not a curated record. Lineage: Eukaryota; Metazoa; Arthropoda; Insecta; Diptera; Drosophilidae. Bases 720 to 1466 code for a protein of 248 amino acids.